AUGAUUGAUAGACGACUCGCUGCUAUUCUUUUGCUAUUUGGCUCGUGCGCCGCAGCAGCCAAGACGACACCGCCCAAGGGCGAUGAGCCGAAUCUGCUCUGCGGCGGCUGCCAAAUGGCUGUCAAGCUCAUCGAGUCAAGGCUCAACUCGUUCGAGAAUCUCACCAAAAACGAUUUGACGCGAUUCGCCAAGACAAUUUGCGCCAACGCGCCUCAAUCGGAAAUUUUCAAAACGCUUUGCACAUCGGUUCGCGACGACAUUAUCGACGUGGCGAUUCAGAUAAUUGAAGCGAUUGAACGACAAAUUGGUGCUGAGCACACUUGCAAAAUGAUUCAUGUAUGUUAG
Messenger RNA from Caenorhabditis bovis, 345 nucleotides. The record is from the annotation of a GenBank genome assembly. NCBI's taxonomy places the organism in Eukaryota, Metazoa, Nematoda, Chromadorea, Rhabditida, Rhabditidae.